Molecule: messenger RNA, 7457 nt
Organism: Pecten maximus
Lineage: Eukaryota; Metazoa; Mollusca; Bivalvia; Pectinida; Pectinidae
Exons: 20
Coding region: 77-6070 (1997 amino acids)
Cellular component (GO): nucleus; cytoplasm
Molecular function (GO): microtubule binding
Source: RefSeq, a predicted model, not a curated record
ACUCGCGCUGCAACAACAACAUCAAAAGAACCAUGGUCGUGAUUUGAGGGAGACAAAAGACAAAUUUACAGACAGGAUGUCUAAGGCGUACCAGUCUGGAUUGGAGGGAAGCCCUCGGAGGAAGAAGUCCUUCCUGCCAGCUCCAAAGACUUUCGGAAGUGUUCCAGCUCCCUCCACCAAGGUGGCGGGGCAGCCAGACCACCAAGAAAUUUCACACCAUAAACCUGUGGAGACCCACCAGGAGUUGUAUGUGGGGCAGCGGGUGUACAUCGGCGGUAUCAAGCAGGGCACCGUCCUCUACUACGGACGCACACACCUAGCUGAUGGCAUCUUCUGUGGGGUUGAAUUAGACGAAUCAGACGGAAAACAUGACGGACAGGUGCAGGGUGUGAGGUACUUUCGGUGUCGACCAGGGCAUGGUAUAUUUGCGCCUGUUGAAAAGGUCACUAAGGUUGAAGAUCAUCGUCCUGACGACAUAAAUGAGAGUCAGUACCAACAAGCCUUGGCCAGUCAGCAACGACUCUCUCGCAGACUCCUCCCCCAGCCAAAGACCUAUACUCGUACUGGCUCACGGGAGAGGAUCGCAAUACCGUCUUGCAUCGAGGAGCAGAACGAGGACAUAACUGACACUGUAGAUGAGACAGAGCUCCGGUACCUAGAAGAACAGCUCCGGGCCAGUGGUUCACCCAAGUUAGGCGGUGGUAACCAGGGGUUGGACGCCAAGAAGUGUCUCAGUGAUACCUAUACCAAGGAGGAUUUCACCAACGUCAAGUCCUCGCCCAAACGAUCACGUCUGCCUGCCAAACUGCCAACAUCCCAUUCGGACCUGUACAAGUACACUGAUGUGGCAGCAGACAUCGAGUUGAUACGUAAAGAAGACAAAACGAGCCUCAGGAGGUUGGAAAAAAAGGAUUUCAGUAAGACUUAUACUCUAAGUGAUAAUCUCCCUGACGUGGUAGACCACCAUCGCCCACUUACAGAGAGCUCCUCCAGUACAGAUGAAUCGCUCAGUACAGAUGCCAAAGAGUGCCUCUGUAGUGACCGCAGACAGUACUUCAAUUUGACCUUUGACACAGGAAGCAAUCACAGUUCCCCGCAACACCUCGCUAAGGACACGGAUGGAUUAGAGGCAGAGUUGACGCAAGAUGUGACGCAGGCCGCGAAUACUUUGGAUACCAGUAAUUCUAGUCUUGGUUUGAUUGAUAUUAACAGUUCAGAAUUCAGUACUGACCUGUUUAAAACUGGUAUUGAUGGAAAUUUAACUGAUAGUGAAAAACUCAAACAUACAUUUUCUGUAACGAAAAGAACAGAUAGAGUUGCCUCCCUUAACGAUACAUUUUCUCUUGACAAUGCUGUGACCUCAACACCGGAAAAGAAAUCACUGACUCGGCAAGAUCUGUUUGAUAAACAGGCUGAGCAAGAAAUCCUCACACAGGGAUCAAGAAAAUCUACGUCAAAGAGAAGCUUGGCUUCAACAUUCACUCUUGAACCUGAAAUUCUCUCGUCUGUAAAUACUGACGACACGCUUGACUGGCGUCAGGAAGCUUCUGACGGGGAAAACGAUGAGAAGGAAUCAAACUGCAGUGAAAACCAAGUGGAACUACAGGAAAAUGUCAGACAAGUCAACAUUGAAAUUCAAAAUGUGAAAAAUUCAACAUUUUCAAUUGACCAGGAUGCGAAGGAAGUAUUGAUUCAAAAUAUAACUGGCCAGGAGUUGAUUAAGAGUAGCGGGCCAUUGGAGGCAGAACAAUUACUUUUCCAGAGACCGAAACGGCCCAUGACAGAUUCUGGAAUUGGGUUGACCGAUUCGUGUGAAAUGAGAAAGUCGCAAAACAUGGCCGACUCUAGUGAAUUCCGUCGAUCUCAGAAUUUGGAAAGUGUGUUGGAAGAUGCCAGUAGUAAUAUUUCUAGCCUUGUAAAUGCAGGUGAUGUAGGAUCUUUGUGUCGUGGACGGGAUUUACCAGAUGGACAUGCGGCUCAUAGUGAUUCUCUGCUUAGGGCCGAUCUGGAGGCUGGGCAUCUCAAACAGGGGAGGCCACUCUCUCUCAUCUCUACAACCAGUGCAGACACAGGUUAUGUACCCGACACCGACACAGAUAUAGAGAUGGAAGUUGGAGCCGCAGGGUCACCCGUACACUGGGAGGAACAAAGUCACCCGAGUACGUCCCAGCUGGACAAGGCAUACGUCAACACCUUCAAACAUUACCAAGCAGGGGUGACACGAGGGACUGUGCGGUCUCGGGGAAUGGACAGCGACUCGGACUUGUACAGUGAUACUGGGACUAUCAUACCCGAGGAUGACACUCUUCAGAGCAGCGGCAUACUUGACUUGGAAAACAUGAGUAGCCUGUUGAUGGACGUGGAUGGAAUGGAUUCCAAGGAUGUGGUGCCAGUGGUCAAUGAGGAGGUGGACAAACCCCAGGAAACGGUUGCUGGGAGUGUGGAUCUGGCCACGCAUAGUUCACAGAUGGAGGAUGACCGAAUAGAGGCUGACCAAGGUCAGGAUGUCAAGGUCACAGAAGGUCAAACAGUUUCGGAGGAAACAGAAAUUUCGGAAAAAGAGGAGGCAGAUGUAACAGUCACUAAUGAGGACGCCAACAAAGAGGAUACAAUGUUAAAAGUCACCGUGGAGGUUGUGGAUGAUGCUAGUUCUGUUGUCGUGGAAACAGAGGUCAAAGGUGAAGUGUCUGUGACCUCGCAAAGUGAGGAGAAAAAUGAAGAGAAUCAAAAUGUGUCGAAGGAUAAAAGUGAUACAGGUACGACAAAGAAUAAGUUUAAGUUCAAAAAGAAGAAGGAGGUGGAGAAAAUAGAGUACAAAAAGCCUAAUGUUAACGUGAAAUCUCGUCUCGGUGAUUAUAUUAAGGCUCCCCUCCCUGUGAAAGUUAAGGAGGAAGUGAAGGAGCCGCCAAAAGCUAAACAAAAUACGGAGAGUAAGAAACGGAAUUCUAAGGAGGAUGCGGAGAAAUCCAAACAAAAUGGCGGUGAAGGUGUGAGUGAGGAGAGGAACAGACGCAAGAAGGUGGAGAAGGAACCUCCCAAGAUUAUCAAACGUACGCCUCCGAAAAGUAAGUGGGGCAAUAUCAUGUCACAGAUAGAGGAGGAUAAGGGUAAAGUCAAGCCCAAGGCCGAGGUUAAGAGUAAAUUAGAGACCUACCUCGCGACGCCUGCCCCGACUCCUCCUCCUAAAAAGGAGGAGGUUGCUAAAGAAUCCAAGGUCAAGAUAAAACUACCAGCAGUGCCUAAACCUGACUACAGCAAAGUCAAAAGUAAGCUUGGUCUCGCCGCACCGUCUCCCGCCAUAAAACGGGACCGUUCUCCGUCAGGAGGUGGCCGGGACCAAUCCCCACGCCCAGGUCGCGGAGCCAAGGGAGAAAACAGCAGACGACCCUCCUCUGUCAGUUCGGCUGGCAGUAUAGUGCCUAAACUGGAUCUCAAUGACUCGCUUGGCAGCAGUGUGUUGGAUUCCGCACUAAGUUCGGCUCGGAGUAGCCAAUCAGAGACGAGUCGGCAGGAUAAGACAGAUGAUGAGUUGAACACGCCUCGACCAGGAAGCAAACCAGAAAAUCCUGUGGUGGCUUUGAUCCGACGAGAACGGAGGGACAGUUCAUCUAGUUCAGUGUCGGACAGUUCUCAGGGUUCUGUAAAGGUGAUGAAUGCUAAGAACUUAAAGGUUUCCGAGUCGGUUCCAACACGGCGGAAAUCCAUGCCGGCCAAGAGCAGCAUUCCCUCCUCCCAUGAAGUCCUCCAAGGCCCAGUCACCAGCUCGCUCCACCUCAGGGAAACGUCCGUCACCCACAGGCGCACCACCAACCAGCAAAGCAACAAAUUCUAUGACACCAUGAUGGACAGUGACCUUGAGUGGCUGACCUUGAUGGACAAAGGUUACCAUUACUUUGUCUUUGUGUCGGGAUGUUACCUUGUGAUAUUGAUGGUCCACUGGCUGUCAGAGUUUUCCGAUUCUUGUGAUUCCUCUAACAAAUUUCCUGAUGAUGAAGAUCAGAACCGUAACAAGACAAGCAAGACUAAGAAUCACCAGAAGACCUUGCCCAUCCAGCCAGAUCCAGUCCACACCAAACAGGAGGUCGCGCGCCUCGAAGCUCUCUGUGAGGCACGAACCAAAGAACUCAACUUCGCCAAGCUACAAAUGAAGUCCAAUCUACAAGCCUUUGAUGCUAUGGCUGCUCUUGUCAACUACCUUAGCCAUGAUCUGGAUGCCUUUUCUUGCCCUGCGCUGUCGGAGAAACUUCAGAAACUUCAGUCGGAGAUGGUGGAGGCUCAAUCACAACUAGUUGAGCUACAAGAACGUAAGGUGCAGCUUGAAUCCGAACUGGCCGACACACGACAGGAACAUAAGGAAGGCACAGCCACCAUGCAGGAGGACCACAAACUGUUGUUGACAAGUCAGAGAGAGAAACUACAACACGAACAGGACAAAGCUGUCCGAAAAACUGAAGAUUUCUACUCAGAUGAAAUUACCAGGUUAAAAGCCUACCAAGAGAAACAGAUUCGUGAGGUGAAAUCAGACAGCAAGUCCAGCAUCAGCAACUUACAGAGACAACAACAAGAGGACAUCCGUGUUCUCCAACACAAACAUGAACAACAGAUGGAAGAACUCCACAAACAGCACCGAGACAAAUUGGAGGACAUCACUCACAGAUUUGAAAGCAUGAAGAUGAACCUGUCUGAUAAAGUGGAGAGCCUGAGGUACGAGUGUGAUGACCUCCGAGUGAGGGCCAGGAUGAGUGAGGAGGCGCUCAUGAGGGACUCGGACUACAAAGUACAGAUGGCACUGGCACCAUUUAGGAAUAUGCCAGAGGAGAUUCGGAGUCUGAAGCUUGUCGUGGAGAUGAGGAAUGAAGAGAUACAGAAACUGAGACAACGGAACAUUCAGCUCGAGAAACAGGUUGAGGAGCUGGCCAAUACCAAGGAGAAGGUAAACAGCCUACAACAGAAACUGGAGAACUCUGAGGCCAUCCUCAGCAUGAAGACGGACCAUGAGAAACAAUUACACGGAAAGUGUCAGAUCUUGAUGAGGAAAUAUGACAAGGAAAACAAGGCCAACAAACGCCUGUCCAUGGACUACGAGGAACUCGUCUGGAAGAUGAACCAGAGUGGGGAGCUAGGAUCGCAGGAAAACCUAUGGAGUGCAGGAAGUCAAUCCCCCACCCCUGAUGCCAGCUCCCCGGGGCUGGGGCGGCGUACACGCUCCCCUGCAGUGUGUGAUAACGAGAGACUCAACAGAAAUCCGGUUUACCGCCGUUCUCUUUCCUCCAACCCUACGGAGACGGACGGCGACAAGAGGCUGAAGAGGAGGUCUGCAAACUACCUCCUGGAGGACAGGAAAACCUCCCCAACAGGUAGUCCUCUACACAAGCGUCCUCAUGGUUCAGCAUCCUCAACUUCCUCUUCCCCUCUCCAUCACAGUUAUAAUGAAGGCGAAAUGUCCAAUGGGAGGACAGACCGGAUGAUCCACUCCCUAAAUGACAUGGAUGUGUUUGAGGAGCCCCAGGCGCUCCCCUCACCGCCGCAUCCCUGUGAAAUGGAAGGAAGCCUAACUUCCUUUUCGUCUUCCUCCGACUCCCCGGAGAAUGACCCGGUGUUAGAGUCGACAGACUGCCUCAGGCGGGACGAGGAAGGAGACAAUACAAAGACUCUUACUUCCAGCAGGAGCAUCACAAUGCCUGACCUGCCUUUUGUGGAUAGUGACAAAUGUGAGGAAGGGACUGGACAGGAUGAGGGGGUGUGUCUGACCGAGGAGCAAGGAGAGGAUCAAGCCUCGGACAUGUCCCAUUCUACGGAGUCCAAUGCAUAUUCCAACUCAUCCUCUCUCCUGUGGGACUAUGAGAAAAUGGACUCCGCGAAGUCAAUGGACUCUAGUCAAACUAGUGAUACACUUCUGGAGCAGAAUGGCUCAGAGGCAUGGCAAACGGAGUCCAUGACGUCCUCAAAGGGGAUCUCGGCUUCCUCAAGUGCAGAGUGUGUGCUGCCCUCUAAGGAGGGUAAAGACAAUGAAGGGCAGACAACUCAGGAAGUCACAACAGUCAAAACUCUACAUGAAUCAACAGUUUAAUUGUAUCAUGUUAGCAUAUUGCUAAUCCAGCAAUGUAUCUAUAUAUACAACUUAACUAUACAAGUGUUUAGAGUUUAAAUCUGUCCUACAUUUUAAAAUGUUAAUAUUGAAUGGAUUUCGGUAACUUUUCCUCACUCUGCAAUUUUUGAAUUUUUGAGAAGAAACUUUUUCUUCAAAACAUUUUGAUGUGAAGGAAUUUAAGUGUAACUUAAAAGUACCUUCUAUAGUUUUUUUUUCGUUUUUUUUUUUCAUUUUGUUCAGUUGAAACACUCUUUCAAUCCCUCCUUUAAUUUAACUAAAUAGAUCAGACAAUUGUACAAGGAUCAGAUGAAGGGUUUUGAUGAACCCGACUACAUAUUUAGAAUUAGGUAUGAAAAAAUGGGGGAAGGGGAGACAAUCCUAUAGUUGUCUAUACAGUCUGUGAUAAUAUUGAUAAUAUUGAGUGUAAAAGUAAGUAUAAAGAUAAUUAUAUUCUCAACUUAAGCACAUGUUCUGACAACUUUUGAUAUAGAUAGGAAAGUUGGUAAAAUUAUGAAUAUUACUACAGGAGUCAAGCAGAUAAUACUUCAAAUAAAUGUUUAAUGUGGGAUGAUAAUAAUGGCUGUUGAAAAGAAGCAGGAUUUAAAAAAUUGAUCAUUCUUGUAUUUAAAGACCUUCAUGUUUUAUACUCAAAUAUCCAAAGCAUCUGUAAUAUGUCGGCUGCUAAACAAUUAUUGGGGAAAAUAUUUAUUUUUGAAGAGUACAGUGGAAGCAUGAUGUAACUGGUAUCGAUCAUCAUAACAAGAUUCAGAGAAAUUAUAAAAAAUUCUACCAUAUACAAUUAUAUAGAUUUUAGAGUGUAAAGGUUGGAAAUCGUUCACUCAAGAGUUUGAUUGAGUAGAUAGAUUAAAAUAAAUAGUUAUGAUUAAUUGUGAUUUUUCAAUAUGAAGGUGCUUUAUAUUAAUUUUCAUCCAAAUCUGGUUGGACUAUGGUCUACUGUUGAUUAUUGUUAAUGAUAAUAUGUGAGGAGUGUUCAGGAGUCAAAUUGUAUAUAUAUAUCUAGAUCUGCAAUAAUUAUCAUACAUAUGACACCAUUAUGAAGGUUGUCACCUGUCACCAUCACUCAAUUUAACAGAAUCUGUCUUAACCAUCACUGCCAAUUAUAAUACAGUGUAAUCUGUCCGAACUGGACACUGAGUAGAUUUUCACAGAUUGACAGAAUUGUAUGUAUAGAGAAUGAAGCUCAAAGUUCGGUUUAUGAAGGAGUCUAAUUACACAGGUUUAUAGUAAGAUGGUAAACUGACCUGAUAUUCUGUUGUAUAUACAAAUGUAUAUAAAUCUCAAGUUCGGUUUAUGGAGGUUUCCAAUUACACAAGUUUAUAACAAGAUGAUCAACCAAUCUGAAAUU